AUGGCAUCGGGAGAGUCGACUCGGUUGAGAGUGACACCGUAUUUGAUAUGCACUGUCCUCGUUGCGACACUUGGUCCGUUUCAGUUUGGUUAUCACCUAGCCGAACUCAAUGCACCCCAAGAAGUCAUAAGUUGUGAAAAGAAAAGUAUUGGAGCCAAUGUUUUUCCGCAUGGUCUCCCGCAAUGCAUCUCCAUGAAUCCUUCCCAGUUCGGCUUAAUCUCAUCGAUAUACACUCUGGGUGGGUUUAUUGGAGCUCUGCUGGCAGGACCUGUCUCGACCAAGUACGGACGACGUAUCACACUACAGGCCACCACUAUCUUCUUCAUUCUGGGACCGGCGAUCGAGGCUCUAGCAUCCGCGAUUCCCAUUCUGGCUCUAGGUCGGUUUUUGUCCGGGAUCGGCUGUGGUGCAGCUCUCGUGGUGAGCCCUAUUUAUGUUUCUGAGGUUGCCCCUCCUGAAUCUCGCGGGCUCUUUGGAACAUUUACCCAGGUGAUGAUCAAUGUUGGAAUUCUUUCAUCACAAGUGUUAGGAUACUUCUGGAGCCAUGACAGCAUGUGGCGAUUGAUUCUCGCGGCUGCCGGUAUCGUAGGAGUGUUGGAAUUUGUCGGUCUGUUCUUGGUGCCUGAGAGCCCAACCUGGCUGGCAGAAAACCAUCAGAGAAGUCAAGCCCGUCGUGUUCUAAAGCGCCUGCGAGGCUCUGAUGCAGACAUCGAUGCCGAGAUUGCGGCUUGUGGAGAUUCCAGCGCGGUUCAGACGUCUGGCGAGGAGGAGUCCCUCCUAUCCUCGCCAUCUGAAACCCCGGCCCCAAAGCAGGCAGCUGUCACAAUGCUGCAGGCUGUGCAGGAUCCAUACUAUCGACCCGCUAUCUUUGCAGUUGUCGCUUCCAUGCUUGCCCAGCAACUCACUGGGGUAAACAGCCUCGUGAUGUACAGUGUCUCUCUCCUACAGAGUAUCCUACCUACCGGGGCCGCGCUGCUUACCAUUAUUAUCUCCGUGAUUAAUCUCAUAGCGACACUGGCGUGCAUGCCUUUGCCCGAUCGCAUUGGCCGUAAGACUUGCCUGCUGCUCAGUAUCAGCGGUGUGGGUUCUUGUUCGAUUCUUUUGGCACUUGGUUUUGCUUUCCAGCAGAAGAUUGUCUCUGCCAUUGCCACCUUGCUUUUUGUUACAAGCUUUGCGGUGGGACUAGGCCCAGUUCCCUUUAUGCUGUCGUCUGAGCUGGUCGGACCGGAGGCCGUCGGUGCAACUCAAAGUUGGGGACUGUCGGUCAACUGGAUGGCUACAUUCAUGGUCGCACAGUUUUUCCCCGUGAUCAACGAUGCGCUGGGUGGUAAGGGUCGGGUCUACUGGAUAUUCGCGGCCAUGGCCGGGCUCUUGGGAGUCCUUCUCUAUCGAAUCCUUCCAGAAACCCGGGGCAAAGCUAAUGCAGACGCAAUCUGGGGCAGAGUGGAGCGUCGGGAGGAUUAG
Molecule: messenger RNA, 1464 nt
Organism: Penicillium odoratum
Lineage: Eukaryota; Fungi; Ascomycota; Eurotiomycetes; Eurotiales; Aspergillaceae
Product: putative MFS glucose transporter
Exons: 2
Coding region: 1-1464 (487 amino acids)
Biological process (GO): monosaccharide transmembrane transport
Cellular component (GO): membrane
Molecular function (GO): hexose transmembrane transporter activity
Source: RefSeq, a predicted model, not a curated record